CAUACCAUGCAGUACAUCAAACGACCUUCGAACCAGGAACUGCUAGCCCAUGACGGGGUUCCAAUGCAGCGGCAAACCUCAGAGGCCAGAGAGGAGGACACCUACGUAAAGAAACCUUUUCGUGUGAAAUCACCAGCAACUUCACCUCCAAUACUCGAUCCACCUGAUUUAAAUUCUGAAUCUUCUUUUCCAACAAUGGAAUAUAAUGACGUCAAAGUGGACAUAAACACUUCUCCAUACCAUUCGAGUCAAAAUAUUCACCCUGGGUAUGAAGAGCCAAAGUAUGUCCAUUUUCAAAGAAAACCUGACGAUCCUGGAAAUCUAGGAAACUUGGACUUAGGGGGUGUAAUAAAACAAUUGGUACCAGAAAAUAAGGAAAAGAAUUCGGAUUCUGGAACUGUUAUCAACAUUGGACACAUAACAAUUCACAACAACCCAGCUGAUCCCACGUAUUACGACAGCUUGCAACGGCGUCCUCCUGAACCAUGUCUUCCUAACCAUUACGACUACCCUGGGCCGCAAAGAGGUUAUCAUGGCAAUCAAGGAACUGCAACAACACCGGAGGAAGAGAUCUACAUUAGACUACCGGACAAAACAGCAGUGGAACAUUCUCAGUCAUCUGUGAAUCACGACCAUCAUAAGAUUGACCCCUACAGAGAGACAAAAAACUUCUUGCCGAAUUCAAGAUCACCGUCUUGUAGAACACAGGACACACAGACGGAACAAACUGAAGCAGAAAACAGCAUAUCACAAGUCAUGGAAGACGGUCCUGCUCAGAUAACAAUCCAACAUCGAAAUUCUGGUGGACCACCGAACGCGUUUGAUGUUCAGCUGACCUUGAAGGAUUCAAAACAGCGCUGGAUUGGUGAGUUAAAGCCCUCCCCAACUUUAGAAUCGAACCCAGUGCCACUGUCUUCGUUAGACUUGUCAGAGAACACAUAUGACAGCCACACCAAAUCACCUGACAGACAUUAUCCUAAAUUAUCACAAGUAAUGGGCCCGGUAAGAACUUCGCUGCCGACAGAACGAUCGCUAGAAACUGUCAAUACAGACUUGGAAAUGACUGAUCUUAAUGAUGAUGGAAUGACGACUCUAUCUGAUGAACACACCGUUUUGAAGUUGCCCAAAUCAUCAGAAGGUGAAGCUCGCGGAUAUAUCAGACAACCAGCGCCACCAGUGGAAAACCCAGUCUACAUGCAGGGAUCUGUUUGCAGAGCGCCACGUAUGAAUGGCAAGGAAGGAAGCAGUAUCAGAACGAACGAGUAUCAAGGAAGCCUGAAUUUGAAUAAAGGAUGGUCAAUGUCAACACCAGACAUGAGACACGUUGUCCCGACACCGACAAGAUCCUCGUGGGGGAGUCCCAUUCACCAGUGUGAAGUGGAUGGUUUCUUCUCUGUGCACGACGAAAGGGCGAUAGAGGAAGCUAAGGCGAUGUUAGAAAACAGUGGGGAGGAUGGAAACUGGCUGGUGACGUCAGCGGUGAGACAGCCAAUGCAGUCUUACUAUCUACAUUUCCGACUCUUGGGCAAGACCAAUUCAUUUCCUAUAAACAGGGUAAAAGGAAAGAGGAUCGCCAUCGAUACGUCGAGUAGCACGUCAUUUUCGUGUCUUUGUAAGCUGAUCAAGCAUUACACGCAAAAGAAGAACCUGCCUGGCCUAGACAAGAAGUUGGGAAAUGCUUUCAUAAUGUCUACAACGUCCAGCACUCGCCUCUAAAAAUUGUCCAACAAGACAAUGUGUGAGAAUACGUAAAUAUGUUUCUUAUUAAUGAAACUCUUCUUCGUCUGGAUGGUAGAAACGGAAUACAGAGAUGAGUCGAUUUGUCGACAAAUUGACUUAUCUGGCUUCCUUCCAAACAAACCAAAGAACAUACAAAACAACGUUUCGAAUUUCCCGUAACCAUUACCUACGGAACCAAUCAGAUUAUGGGAUUUUCUUCAUAAAUAACCUAUAAAUACGAGACAAUUUGUGUGCCAGUGCCCCAUGGGAUCGAUCGGAGCUGAUGUCAUGACGUUGCGUCUGUCGUCCAUCCGUCCUUCUGUAAAAAAAAAAUUAUAUUUCCAUCUUCUUAAAAUUGCUGAACCCCCGAAAGAAAGUUUGCUUGAACCUUUCACGACCAUAGAUGCACCCAAAACUGUGAAUUAGAAGGUUCAAAGGGAAUUUGAGGGGCAGUACCAAAGAGUUACAUAUUGAGACCCAGACUUACUGGAAACUAGUUCGCUGCAGUAAGUUCUUAAAGUGUUUAAUCAAAAUUAUUCAAAUGGAGAGAGUGAUAUUUCGAGGUAGAAAUUGUCAGUUUACAAGUGAAAAUCUAAUCAUUGGGAUGAUAACCCCGAGAUGACAGCUUGAUAUUGUGAUAAUUUAAGAACUGGCUCACCAUAACACUGACAUAUUCAGGUGAGCAAUGCAGGCCCUCUGAGUCUCUUCGUUAAUCAUUGGACCUAUAAAUAUUUCAGAUCUAUUGUUUCAUGAUGAAAAAUGCUUAACUUGCAAUUUUCUAAAAAUGUUACUGAGCCCAUAUUAGUGUCAGUAUAAAUUUUAAAUGGAUUUUCAGCACAAAUUGCAAAGUUUCGGCCUGAUCUGUUCUUUAAAACAAUUGUUUCUAACGACUUUUAAACUUUUGUCAGCAUCAUUCUUUUCCCUUUUGAAAGUCUAGAUAAGAAAACUUGGUGGCAGUAUCCCCGGCCAAUAGAAAAUUAGAAAACCUGCUUUACCGCAUCAAGUAAGCCGGAACUGAAGUUUCACUGGAUGAAAAGGAUGGAAUGAAUUCAUAUUUAUGUACGCAGUUCACUCAAAAUUUCUGCUGGGAGCUUAUCUAGGCUUAUUUCUUGUCAGUUGUAUAAUAUAUACUACAUGGCCAAUAUGUGUUACUGGGUGUUCAUUUGUUUCUAUAACAGGCCAGUCAUUAAAUGAUAAGGCUAUCAAAGAGACAGUCAUAAAUGUCAUAAAUGUAAGAUAGUAAUAAUGAGAUAAUAUUGAACAAACAGAAUUAUUCACAUUAGAUACAGGAACAGAUAAACAUACAAAUGUAGAUAUCAGAGGUCAGAUAGACAGUUGAUAAAGCUUCAGAAAUCAUUGGAGAAUAAAACAUUUACUUCGCUUGUUAUUUUAUUAGUAUAAGUAUGAUUAUUAAGUAUGAUGUACUGUAUUAGGUAUGUCAAAUUUCCCCGGUUGCUUAAUACAUAUAUAUCACUGUUAUAUAAGUCUCAUUAUUGUGAAUCUAUAUGUUUGCUUUCAUAAGAUAUUUGUUAUGCUAAGUAUUACGAGAAAAUGAAAUCUCUUUUUCCCAAAAUGUGAUAUAUCUUUUAAAGAGGUAAUGUUGGUAAUAAACUUAAAGUUAUGCUUUUGGCUUAUCGUGUAUUAAAGCUUAUUGUUAACUCUAAUCACCCCCCCCCCCCCCCCCCCCUUCCCACCAAGUAUGAUAAUCAUAGAUCAGUUUCCAUGUUUUGAAAGUUCUAAGCUAUCGAUCCCAUGAACCAGACUUAUUCAAUAUUUUGCCACUUAAUUGUUAAUAAAUCAUAGAUUUGCCAGUAUCCAUAUUUUCAUUCGUCUAUAAAAUACUUUAUCAUAAUUCCAUUGUGUUGUCUAUAAAAUACUUUAUUAUAAUUCCAUUGUGUUGUCUAUAAAAUACUUUAUCAUAAUUCCAUUGUGUUGUCUAUAAAAUACUUUAUCAUAAUUCCAUUGUGUUGUCUAUAAAAUACUUUAUCAUAAUUCCAUUGUGUUGUCUAUAAAAUACUUUAUCAUAAUUCCAUUGUGUUGUCUAUAAAAUACUUUAUUAUUCCGUUCCUUUUUAUAUUUGUUGUGUUUCUUAACAGUACGAGUUCUUCUUUCAAAAUUCUUAAAAUGUUGAUUGAUGUCAAUCAUAUGUCCAUGUCGAUGAUAAGUUUUGUAUAUUGUACUUUAAAUGUAAACAUUAUAUUGAGUUCUUUACACUUUUUUGCCUAUUUUUGUACCCAAUAAUUAUAUGUUGCAACUUUUUAACUGUUAUUUCAUAUCCAUGGAAUACAGGUUCCAUUUUUGCCCGAACUCGAUGAAGUAGUGUAGAUUAUCUGUUAUACUACAAACAUUCCAUAUAUCGUUUUCUUGAAUUUCCAUUUACAAUUUGCCAUUUUUAUGCGAUUAUGAUAAAAAAAAGUUUCCAUCGGAAGAUUUUUUGUUUAACUGCUAACUGUUUGUGUAUAAAAUCUGUAUGAUCAUUGCAGGUUUGUAUAUAUGUUAUGAUAAAUGUUUGUCUUUUCACAAUUGUCUGCAAUGAGCUUGAUCAAAAUCACUAAUUCGUAUAAAUUUUAUUGGUCAGAUGUUUAACUGCAAUGAGUUUUUAAUUCCUUUCAUCAUACAUUUGUAUCUGCUCGGUCGUUUUCACUGUGAUAUUAAACUGAUAUGUGUGAUAACAUUGUUCAUUUCCAUUCGGAAGGCAUGUCCUUUUACAGUAGUAUUACUUCACUAAUCCAGUAUGUAUUCAUUUCUGUAGCUCACUGAUGUAGACACCAUACGCUGAAGUUGUGUACCUAGCUGUGCUUUGGUUUGGGUUCCGUCUAUUUUUUUUUUAUUUCCAAAAGGCUGGUGUAUUCAGCACUCAUGAAAUUGUGCGCCUGGACUUAUUUUUUAGUUUGUAUAUAAUUUGUAUAAUUUGAAUUUUUAUCGCAGCUAUGUCCCCUUUACGAUGUUUGGUGACUGGGGAGCCAUUCUGGCGAUAGCUCUAGUUCGAAACAUUUUGUUUUGCCCUGUAUGCUGUUCAGCCCCUUAGCAGUCCGUGAACAUAUCUUAAAAAAGCUUAAUUGCUUAUUUCAUGUAACGAAGACAACAUAUAAUUUUAACACACUUUAUUUUAUACUAUUCACAGCCGCUAUUUGCAUUUCAAGUUUUAAACAAAAUCACUGUGAAUGCUUUUAAAUUUGAGAAGGAUUCAUGCGGUAGUUCUUAAGAUACUAAAUAGUAUGUUUUUUUUAAUGAUUAAUAGAGACAUAGUUCGUCAAACAAAUGUAUCUUUUGCAUUUUAUAGGCACUUAUAAGAAUAACGACAUGGUUGUUUUUGUGCAAAAUGUUAUCCACAUGAGCUCCUGUACAGGUUCUCCUGAAACAUGCAUUUAUUUGUUAUCUCUAUUUAAGUACUGGAUGGAUCUUUCUCAAAUUUCAUAUGUAUGUUCCCCUUGGUCCCCAGCUGUGCCUUCCUGGACUCAUGAGAGAAACAAAAUGACUGACAGGCGGACAAUAAAAAAUUGAUAUAACUAUUAAGUAUCUUAAGAACUACUGGAUGAAUAUUUCUCAAAUUUAAAUCAUUAUAAAACAAAUGGUCAUAUUUCUACCAGUAUUUCAUUUAUUACUAUAAGCUUGUCCUGCCUCCUUAUCCAAGAAAUUACGCAUGAUAUCAAAUUUGAUGUAUGAUACCUUAUUUUCUGAACAAGAUAUUUAUUCUGACACAUAAUGCAAGAUAAAGAUAUCUUAUAAUUAUUUUAUAUGGUAUCUUAAAUUUUUGUACAUUAUUUACGUUAGGGUAAUAACGGUUGUAAAUCAUUAUGUAUAUAAUUAGUAUCAAGUUAUUUACCUAAAGGCAAGUGUUUGUUUUGUAUUGUUUUUUUUUUAUGUUUUUUUACUAUAAUGUAACACAAUAUCUGUUUUCAUCAGAAGUUGAAAAAUGUACACAUCAUGGCAAGUGAUAUUUGACCUUAAAGACAAAUAUGUUUUCCAUUAGGCUUUGUUUGUUUGUUUUUUAUAUACUUUGGCCUACUAUUGAUAUUUGCUCAUUUUUACUAGCUUUGCUCGUCAUGUUUACAGCUAUAAAGUAGGCUAUAUAAAACAUUUCAUCAUUUAUAAGAGCAGUUUAAUGCUGAACUAUGGAAUUGAUUUUGUGAACAAAUAUGUAUGUUUCCCCUUCUCCAUUAUUUAUAAUUAGGCAGUUCGCGCUGAAUUGACUUGUGUUCUGAAAAUGAAGGCUGUAAUUAUCCGAUUAUAGUACAUCGCUUAAGCUUCGUCCUUUUAUCUGUUCAAAACUCAUGCUUUAGAUACGAAAGGAACUUUUAGAAGAACCAGUUAUAAUAUAUUGUAGCAUUCGAUGACAUUUACCACAAUGACCAAAUGAGCAUUGACCAUCAUCUCUAGGUGAUAAAGGUGCAAUGCAGCUUUCAUUGGCAUAUCUUAAAUAGUCAGUGCAAGAAAUUAUUGGGGAAAAUGCGUUUAUUUCAUAUUUGAUAAGGUCAAGGUCGUAACGAUCCUAUGGCAGAGCACUGCACUUCGUCAGUGGGUGACUCAGGUACAGAACAACUGACCUUGCUAACCUUUAAAGGUUUGAAGUUGUUGGUGGAAAAUUAUAAUUUACUAAAAGAUACCUAACGACAGAACAAUGGAAAUCUACUGUAAGUAAUAGAAGUAUACUGUAAGUUUUGUCAAAAUAUCUUCAACAUUUUGAAAGUUAUGACCCAGACAAGAAAUUACUUAAGAAUCAGAACCAGAGUUAAUGAAAAUAAUACAAUAUCUCCAAAAAUCAUUUGUAGGUGGGACUUAAAUAUAACAUUGAGCUUUCCUUUAGUUUCAUCCACAUAUUUAUACACAGUAGAGACGUACAAGAAAAACUUCGUGCCGACAUACCAGUAAUGAACUGGAGAGGUGUGACAUUUAACUGAAGUGAAAUGGAAUUACAGCGUGACCCUUGGCUACUUCAGCUAGCUAAAGGUCUCCGGCUAAUUUUUGGUUACACGGCGCCUGUCAUAAGUGUCUCGCCGUGUUAUCCUCUAACAUUGUUGGAGUAGGCCCUUGGCCAUAUUCAAAUUGGGAGGUUAUUUUCGUUACCAUGUUACAAAGGCAGAUGACACUCGGAAAGGAUACAUUGAAUAUGCUGAGAUGUGAGGAAUGGGGUAUUAAGUAAUGAUACUAAUAACAGUCUUACAAAGAGCUUAGCAAGAUCGUGCGAUAUUGUUAAUAUGGCAGCUUGUGCGUAUUCUUUAAAGGUCAAACUUAUUCUUUAGCCUUAAAACACUCAAGUUCUAAGUGAGAAGUGCAGUAAGACAAAUAUGUUUGUUUUCUCGAAGAUACAAAUGGCGAUUUUAAAUUACAUGUAUGGCAUACUGUAAUUUCAUUAACAAAACUGGUUUUAAACGUCAUGUCCGUUAUCUCUUGAACAGUGAUCUCACGUCUGACUUUUGAAAAUGUUUUAUAAGCUCUUCAACAAAAAAUAAAUGCUUUUAAUUA
Pecten maximus is the source of this 7185-nucleotide messenger RNA. RefSeq lists its product as uncharacterized. The record is from RefSeq and is a predicted model, not a curated record. The transcript has 10 exons. NCBI's taxonomy places the organism in Eukaryota, Metazoa, Mollusca, Bivalvia, Pectinida, Pectinidae. Bases 7 to 1716 code for a protein of 569 amino acids.